Messenger RNA from Microplitis mediator, 2496 nucleotides. It is a transcript of the gene Trs33, whose product is annotated as trafficking protein particle complex subunit 6b. Bases 187 to 756 code for a protein of 189 amino acids. The record is from RefSeq and is a predicted model, not a curated record. Gene Ontology annotation, biological process: endoplasmic reticulum to Golgi vesicle-mediated transport; regulation of GTPase activity. Lineage: Eukaryota; Metazoa; Arthropoda; Insecta; Hymenoptera; Braconidae. Gene Ontology annotation, cellular component: cis-Golgi network; TRAPP complex; trans-Golgi network. The transcript has 2 exons.
GCCACAAGUUGAAGGUGAGCUGAUCCGGCUUCAUUAGAAAAAAAAUAAAAAUAAACUCCCGUCAAACGUUAGAAAUGAUCUGUCAACUGCAGUCUCAUAUUCUGUUUUAAUAUUUAUUAAAUAUUUGCAGUGACGAUACUAAUAAAUUAAAAAAAAUUUAAUAUUAUUUAAAAUAAACAAAUAACGAUGAAGCCUCAGGUAACAGAUUCGAAAACCAAUAUUCCUGGUUCAUCAGUAAUCCCAUUAACGUCAGUAUCAAGUGAAGCCAAUGAAUGUUUAUUCGAAUACUUACAUGCUGAAAUAAUGAAUUAUGUUGUUGGUAAAAAUUCCAAUGACUCUAAUUUGAAAGAUGGCGAGGAAAAUUUAUCAGAAUUAGAAUGGAUGGGUUUUGGUGUCGGUUAUCGUAUUAUUGAACGGCUAACUCGUGAAUGGGUACGUUUUAAAGACGAGUUAGAUAUGAUUAAAUUUAUUUGUACAGAUUAUUGGUCGUCGUUAUAUCAAAAACAAAUAGAUAAUUUGAAAACUAACCAUCAUGGCACAUAUGUAUUACAAGAUAAUGAAUUUAGAUUAUUAAAACAUUUAGCAAAUAAUACUAAUAACAAUAAACAAUAUUUACGCGAAUGUCCACGAUUAAUAUCAUUUACUUGUGGACUUUUAAGGGGAAGUCUUGCUAAUCUUGGUAUUAGUAGUAUUGUCAAAGCUGAAAUAACUUUGAUACCAACUUGUAAGUUUCAUGUUGAAGUGCAAAGAGUUUAAUUUUAUUAGAAAUAUUUUCUUUUUAUAUUGUAAAUAUACAUUAUUAAUAAAAGAUAUUUAAAUAUUGAAACAACAUUAGAAUCUAAAACUUUUGUUCAUCUCAUAAAUUAAUGUUUUGCAUAAGUUACAAAAAAAAUGGUGAUGGUCUAGAAGUGAGGCUCCACCUACUUUUGGCUAUAAAGUAGGUGUUCUAAAAAACUAUACCCAAUAGGGUGGCCCAAAAAAACCAACUAUUUUUUUUUUCGAGUCUCUGAUGAAAAUUUGUUGGUUUCAGAUGUUUUAAGAGGCCACUCCAAAAAUCAGCGCGAAUAAAAAUUUUCGAGAGGUCGCUCACGAAUUUUGAAAAUAUAAAAAAUAAUUGGAAUUCGGAUUUUUUGUUUCUGAAUUUUUUCUUCCUCGUGGCAGCAAUACUUUUUAUCUAUAAAAUUAUGACUGUGCUGAAAAUUUCAGCCCAAUAUUUAAAUAUUUAAACGGCGCUCAAGAAUUUUGAAUAUUAACUGAUAAUAUGUAACUAAUACUUUGAAUUAGUUUUUAUAUUUUUUUAUCACUCAAUUAUUGUCAUUCCACUUAAAUAUAACUUUUGCAUAACCGAAAAUAUACAGGACAGUCUUAAACAAUAAAGUUGGGUAAGUUUUGAAUAAGCAAAAAAACCUAAAACUUGAAUUAAAAAAUAAAAAAGUAUGCAAAUAACUUAUUAUUUAUAUUUCUCGGGUUGUAUUUUUAUUCAGUAUGAUACAAAUUGAUGAUAAAAAAAUUGAGAAACUUUAUUAUUAACAUUCAAGGGUCGCUCGAAAACAUCCAAGAGACAGUACUCGGAAACAUUAAAAAUUCUUGAGCGACGUUUGAAUAUUUUAAUUUUGGGCUGAAAUUUUUAGCGGUCAUGAUUUCAUAAAUAUAAACUAUAGCUGCCACGAGAAAAAAGAAAUUUAGAACAAAAAAAUCAGAAUUUUGAUCAUUUUUGAUAUUUUCGAAAUUCGUGAGCGACCUCUUGAAAAUUUUUUAUCGAGCUGAUUUUUGGAGAGGCUUCUUAAAACAUCGUGAACUAACAAAUUUUCAUAAGAGACUCAAGAAAAAAAAAUAGUCGGUUUUUUGGGCCACCCUAAUACCCAUACACAAAAAAGUGUGAAAAAUAGUGCCCUUUUUUCACGAAUUUUGUGUGUGCGGAAUAUUGGUUUUUUUGGAAAUUUUUUUGUUCAUCAUCAAUCCGCCGAGGAGUAGAACAAUUAAAAAAAAACUAGAAUUGAUUUCGAGUCAAUUGAUCCCUGAAAAAAAAAAUUCGCUGCUGGGUCGACCCCUCAGAGGGCCACUUUUGUAUUGUGAGCUGCUGUGAGAUGCUGUAACGCGUCUGGGGCUUUCUAAAUUUUUUUUUCACUGCAAAUUGAAUUUAUUUUACUUGUUUCCGGACCCACGGAUGAUCUAAAAUAAAUUUUAAGUCAAUUGAUCCCCGAAAAAAAAUUUGCCGCUGGGUCGACCCCUCAGAGGGCCACUUUUGUGUUGUGAGCUGCUGUAGUGGGUUUAAGGCUUCCUAAAAAUUUUUUUUCACCGCAAAUUUAUUUUAUUUUACUUAUUUUCGUGCCCAUGGACGAUCUAAUAAAAAAAAAAUAUGAAAAAAUGUCAAACAGAAGACAUUUUAUGGCCCAAAGUAGGUGGACCCCCACUUCUAGACCAUUACCAAAAAAAUAAUGAUUUUUUGUCUUGUUAGUUAUUUGUUGAUUGUUCAAUUGCCCUGUGUUCCAAUUG